Molecule: messenger RNA, 792 nt
Organism: Capsaspora owczarzaki ATCC 30864
Lineage: Eukaryota; Filasterea; Ministeriida; Capsasporidae
Exons: 3
Coding region: 1-792 (263 amino acids)
Source: RefSeq, a predicted model, not a curated record
AUGUUUGCGACAUUGCAUCCACGACGUGUGAGCGGCUCGCGUCGGCGCUCGUCGGGCGGCAGCUCGCAUACGCUGGACAUCCUUGCGGGCUUGUCGUCUGGGUCGUCGGCCACGUCGCUCCCGUCCCCGCCGGCGUCUCCCCGCCACAUGCCGCAGCCCGGCGUCAUCUCUGAGGAAGGCGCUGAUCUUGCUGCCAAGACCUCGCCAACUACUUCUCCCAAGACGACUCGUGCUUCGCUGCGAAAGCUGUCUCGCUCGUCUGCUACGAGCGUUGGCUCUGUCGGAUCCGUGCCACAUUCGACCGCGCCCUUGACCACAUCGCCACUGUCGCCACGCAAAGCCGCUAGCUCGACCUCGAAGCUUGCCUCCCUCCAGCGGGACGAAGCGGCCUCGCACAGCGAUUCGGACGUUGCCGCCGCCAACAAGCAGGCAUUGUUGAAUGGCGAGUCCUCGGACAAGUUCCUGGACGAUGUCGCAAGCCCGCUCCCGACGUUCACGACCAACGAGAGGGGUCAGUUGGUGGCGCAGGUUCCCGCUGGCGGUGCUGCGCCCAACUUGCAGCGUCGCAAAUCAUCUGGCGACACGAGCCUGUCAGGCUCACGGCUCCUUGUGUCUGACAAACCCGGCACCACGACGACGGCGGCGGCAGCAGCAGCAGCGGCGGCGGCGGCGGAUCCAGCAUCGCCAGUCAAGCGGGCGGGUCGGCUUUCCAACUCUGGUCCUGGUGUCAGUUUGAGCAGCGUGACUCCGUUUGUCCCCACAUGCGCUCCGCUGCUCACGCUCCCAAAAUGA